AUGUCGGAACCACCCCAGAAGAGAUCAAAAAUGGCAGAAGCAGGCCCAUCCACUCCGGUGCACAACCCAUAUCUCGAUCACAGGCCGCAGAAUGGCUAUGCGUCAGGCGCAAAUGGCGUGGGAGCUGCGAACGGAGGAGGCAAGGUCAAGAACCCUUUGAACGGGUUGGUGCCUAGGAAGGUGUCGGUGCAGCAGUGCAAGGACAUUAUGGACGGCGAUGUAAACCCCUUCAAAGGCCUCGUCCCCUUCACCCCAAACUACCGCAAAAUCCUCGAACAGCGGAAAGGUCUCCCCGUCUACCAAAAGAUGCAGGAGUUCUUGACGGUGUUCAGCGAGAAUCAGAUCACAGUGAUGGAGGGUCAAACAGGGUCGGGGAAAACAACGCAAAUCCCGCAAUUUGUCUGCUACUCGGAUCUGCCGAUGUUGAGGGGGAAGAUGGUGGCUUGUACGCAGCCGAGGAGGGUGGCGGCUAUGAGUGUGGCCAAGCGUGUUGCGGACGAGAUGGAUGUCCAACUCGGAAAGCAGGUCGGAUACUCUAUUCGUUUCGAGGAUAUGACCGAAACCGGCACGACCUUCCUCAAAUACAUGACGGAUGGUAUGCUCCUGCGGGAAGCGAUGAACGACCCGGAGCUAUCACGGUACUCCACUAUCAUUCUUGACGAGGCGCACGAGCGGACAUUAGCGACGGAUAUUCUGAUGGGUCUCCUCAAGGAUAUCGCCAAAAACCGGGCCGACCUAAAAAUCGUCGUCAUGUCAGCCACUCUCGAUGUCGGCAAGUUCCAGCGGUACUUUGGCGACAAUGCUCCCGGCGGCCUCGCCCCUGUCGUCAAGGUCUCCGGUCGUACCUUCCCAGUCGAGACCUUCUUCACGCAAGAACCCGAAACGGACUAUGUCGAGGCGGCGAUCCGGACGGUCCUCUUCAUCCAUCAGGCGGAGGACGAGGGAGACGUUCUCCUCUUCUUGACGGGUGAAGAGGAGAUUGAGGAUGCUUGUCGGAAGAUCAGGGCGGAAGGGGAAGAAUUGAGCGGGAAGGGAAUGGCCGGACCACUACUCGUCGUACCCCUCUACUCGUCAUUACCUCCUCAUCAGCAACAACGGAUCUUUGACGCCGCCCCUCCUCCCCGCGCCGACAAGCUCCCCGGUCGUAAAAUCGUCAUAUCCACAAAUAUCGCCGAAACCUCCCUCACCAUCGACGGCAUCGUCUACGUCGUGGACCCCGGGUUCUGCAAGCAGAAAGUCUACAACCCUCGGAUCCGGGUCGAGUCACUGCUUGUUACGCCCAUCUCGAAAGCCUCGGCUAUGCAGCGUGCGGGCCGAGCAGGGCGGACACGGCCUGGAAAGUGUUUCAGGCUGUAUACGGAGAAGGAUUUCGUCAAGGAGCUGGAGGAGCAGACGCAUCCGGAAAUCCUUCGGUCCAAUCUCGCCAAUACCGUCCUGGAGCUCAUCAAACUCGGUAUCAAGGAUCUCGUCCAUUUCGACUAUAUGGACGCACCCGCGCCGGAGACCAUCAUGCGGGCUUUGGAGUUGCUUCACUACCUCGCUGCGCUGGACGACGAGGGCGGUCUCACACCCCUCGGCGAAAUCAUGGCGGAGUUCCCGCUCGACCCUCAGCUCGCCAAGAUGCUGAUCGUCUCGCCGGAAUUUGGGUGCUCAAACGAGAUGCUAUCUCUCACGGCGAUGCUUUCGGUUCCCAACGUCUUUAUGCGGCCGGCCAACCAGCGGAAAGAGGCGGAUAUGGCCAAAGCCCAGUUCACCCAUCCGGACGGGGACCACCUGACCAUGUUGAACGUGUACCACGCGUACAAGUCGGCAGCGACCAACGAGGGGGACGCCAAGAACUUUUGCUGGCAAAACUACCUCAAUGCCCGGUCGCUCGCACAGGCGGAUAACGUCCGGACGCAGCUCAAGCGGAGCAUGGAGAAGUUUGAUCUGGAGCUGGUCUCGACAGCGUUUGAGGAUAAGAAUUAUUGGAAUAAUAUACGUCAGGCAUUGACGUGUGGGUUCUUUAUGCAGGUGGCGCAUAAGGAAGGGGAGAGGGGGAGUUACCUCACGGUGAAGGAUAACCAGGUGGUUAGGCUGCAUUUGAGCUGUGGGUUGUCGACGACGCCAGAGUGGGUGAUAUAUAACGAGUUUGUCUUGACUACCGCAAAUUUCAUCCGGACGGUCACUGAGGUCCGCCCAGAGUGGCUCAUGGAGUACGCACCGCAGUACUUUGACCCAUCCACCUUCCCGGCCAACAGCGAGACAAGAAGGGCAUUGGAGCGGGUCGUGAAGAAGAGGUCCGACAAGUCGGGAGGAACAGGAGCGGACGGGGUGGAAAAGAAGAAGAAGAAGAGGAAGGCGGACAAGUAG
Molecule: messenger RNA, 2352 nt
Organism: Dioszegia hungarica
Lineage: Eukaryota; Fungi; Basidiomycota; Tremellomycetes; Tremellales; Bulleribasidiaceae
Product: putative pre-mRNA splicing factor
Exons: 6
Coding region: 1-2352 (783 amino acids)
Cellular component (GO): spliceosomal complex; intracellular anatomical structure
Molecular function (GO): RNA binding; ATP binding; RNA helicase activity
Source: RefSeq, a predicted model, not a curated record